Messenger RNA from Entamoeba histolytica HM-1:IMSS, 801 nucleotides. RefSeq names its product peptidase S54 (rhomboid) family protein. NCBI's taxonomy places the organism in Eukaryota, Evosea, Mastigamoebida, Endamoebidae. Gene Ontology annotation, molecular function: serine-type endopeptidase activity. The transcript is spliced from 3 exons. Gene Ontology annotation, cellular component: membrane. The record is from RefSeq and is a predicted model, not a curated record. The coding region runs from base 1 to 801 and encodes 266 amino acids.
AUGUUUUUAGUGUGUUUUAAUGAAAUUACUAAAUAUUGCCAAGAGUGCAUUAGAAACAUUUCAUUCUUAAGUAUUGUUCAAUUAAUAAUUAUUUGGAGUAUAUAUUUUAUACUUCCUGAACUAGGGAUUGAAGCAAAAGGAUUUUCUCCUUUAAUGUCUCGACGUGAUUUUAUACAUCAAAUUGGACCAAUGUUAUAUCAUUGUUUUAUUCAUGAAGGAAUAUUUCAUUUAUUUGGAAAUUCUAUUUCAUUACUUGUUUUUGGAGCAUCAGUAGAAAAAAAAAUUGGGACAACACAAGUUAUUUUAUUAUUUAUUGUAUCAAUAGUACUUCAACCAAUAUUAAUGAUUUCGUUAUUCUCAUUAAAACUUGCUUCAGGUAAUUCUGUUGUUGGAAUAAGUGGAUAUAUAUUUACAUUAAUUAUUAUAUUUUAUUAUCAACCAGGAAAAUAUAUGGAUAUUGUUUAUUGUUGUGUUUUAAAUAUCAUAACUUAUAUCUUUUCUUUAUUGUUAUUAGCUCAAGUAAGUUUAUCUGGUCAUUUUUGUGGAAUUAUUAUAGGAGUUUUAUACACAAGAGGAUUUCUUGAUUGGUUAUUUAAUUCUCGUCUAAUUACCAUUAUUGAUACUGUGAUUAAGAGAUUCAUUGGUUGUUUAAUAAUUUAUAUACCAAUUCCAGAUAAUUCUAUUAACACAAAAACUCAUUUACAAAUUAUGUCAUUAAUCAAAUCAGACAUUAAAUCAUUACUAUCUCAUUGUACCAAACACUCAAAUGAUGCAAAUACUCUAAAUUCAUUACCUAUUUGA